GUUUGAUGGAAGCAGAAAUGAUUGCUGACAAGAAAAGAAGUUUUGAGCGAUCCUAUAACAAACCCAAGACCUGCUUCUCGGCUUGCUUCCGAUACAGAUUCGUGCAGUGGCUCAAGAUUGGCCUGAGUGCAGUCAUCUGCAUUGUUGCCAUUUCCAUUGCUGACACCUUUCUUGACCCGGUCAUGGAACCCUACCUGGGACCCCAAUUUGGCAUGGGCCCGGGGGAAGUUAGCCUCAUGUUUCUGGUAACCACUGGAUCAUUCACACUCACUGGUCCAGUGUCUGGAUGGUUUUCUGACAAGUUUCCAGAGUGGAGGAAGUUGCAGGUUGCUGUCGGGAUUUUGUUCACCUCCCUUGCCUUCAUGCUGAUGGGACCCAGUCCAUUCUUUCCUUUCUUCGAAUCCAAUUCGAUAGGUCUGCUGUGUGGAGCGCUGCUGUUGCACGGAGUUGCGAUUGCCAUUUGCUUGGUGCCCACAUUUUCAAUAUUGCUUGAUGCUGCUUUGGACACCGGCUAUCCUGACACAAUUGACACUUUCAGCACCAUCUCUGGCAUUUGGCAGUCGAGUUUCUCCCUGGGAGAAACCAUUGGGCCAUUUCUUGGAGGAGCGUUCUUGGACCUGUACGGAUUUUCAAAAGCAACAACUACUGUUGCCCUGAUAAUAGCUCUUUCGGGACUCAUGGUUUUGAUGGAGUUUCUCAUUUUCUUCAAGGGAUGCAGUCCCGCGGACAGGGAUUCAUCCUGUAACACAUCCUUGGAAUCCAGCAUCGAAAGUGGCCCUUUAUUGAAAUCCUCGGCCAAGAUCAACACUUAUUCUUCCAAUCACUAAUUUUCCUCAUGUUCUUCACUGUUUGAGCAGGAAAACACUGAGAUGCUUCUUGAUUAUGGUGUUUGUUGACAGUUUCAACCUGCGGAAUAAAUUUGGGAAACCAUAUUUUAAAUAUAUAUGACUCUUCUAUUAUGCUUGGGAGUCUCGCGGCCCACGAUGAGAAAAAUUGCCAUAAAUAUAGGUAAAUUUGUUUUUUAAAUCGAAUGCGAAGCUAAUUUAUAUAUACGAGUCUUGAAAUGAAACUUACCUAUAUUUAGGGGUUUUUUUUUCUCGAAAAUGGUGAGCACAAAAAAUAGUUGCAACACGCUUGAAAUCACUUCGCAAAUCGUUCUU
Messenger RNA from Notodromas monacha, 1160 nucleotides. The record is from the annotation of a GenBank genome assembly. Lineage: Eukaryota; Metazoa; Arthropoda; Ostracoda; Podocopida; Cyprididae.